UUAUGAUUUUGGCACCAGAAGAAAUAAAUGGAUAAAAAAAUACAUAUAAGAAGUGUUCAUGUUAUUUUCACACACUAGAAAGUGGUGAAAUUAAUUAAAGCAUAACAAAUGUGAAAAUCAUCAAACUCUAUUAUGUCUUUAGAUUUUUUUGAUAGGAUUAUAAUCUGGACAUUCUUUCAACUACAGACACACACACGUCCAAGUAUCUGUAUGGUCAGCAUCAUAUUUGAGACUGCUUCACAUUAAAUCUGUUUUUAGAGACUUUCUGAGUCUGAGGACAGAGUUUGGAGAGAGAACAGUACAGUAUUUGAGUUUGAAAACAAGGAAGUAUGAAAUCUAAAAAAUAAAUUCUCCACAUUUCUCUACUUAUCAGUGUUUUUAAGAUUCUUGUGACUUCAUUCAUUCAAAUCAUUUUACAGUACAGUGACCUGACUGGUCCAGACAACAUCUUCAGUUUUAGACUGACACCUCUCUUAGACUAAAGCAGCUUCUGGGUUGUUAGCACAGACUACAAACACUAACAGAUCAAGGAAUUACAUGACCUCCUGCUGCUGUGUCUGCAGUCAUCCAGCUGUAAAUAAGAAUCAGUUUGUGGUACCUACCAGAUGUUUGAGGUUGAAUAAUACUUGUCCAUAAUACUUAGUUUGGGUGAAAUGUAAAUGUUUUCUUCCUGCUCGUUACAGAAACAUGGAGGCCAAAGAAAACCUAAACAUCGAGGUGGUCGAGGCUGUAAGAAAGUUUUCACUGGUGCAUCACGACCAAAGAGAUGUCAGAAGAUUCACGUUGGAGAGAAACCGUACACCUGUGAUCAGUGUGGAGUAGCUUUCAGUCGAUCAGGUCAUUUAAAAAGGCACCAACGUAUUCACACUGGAGAGAAACCUUACAGGUGUGAUCAGUGUGGAGCAGCUUUCAGUCAGUCAGGUCAUUUACAAAGUCACCAACGUAUUCACACUGGAGAGAAACCUUACAGGUGUGAUCAGUGUGGAGCAGCUUUCACUAUAUCUGGUGCUUUAAAAAAACACCAACGUAUUCACACUGGAGAGAAACCUUACAGGUGUGAUCAGUGUGGAGCAGCUUUCACUAUGUCUGGUGCUUUACAAAAUCACCAACGUAUUCACACUGGAGAGAAACCUUACAGGUGUGAUCAGUGUGGAGCAGCUUUCACUAUAUCUGGUGCUUUACAAAAUCACCAACGUAUUCACACUGGAGAGAAACCUUACAGGUGUGAUCAGUGUGGAGCAGCUUUCAGUCAGUCAGGUGCUUUAAAAAGGCACCAACGUAUUCACACUGGAGAGAAACCUUACAAGUGUGAUCAGUGUGGAGCAGCUUUCACUAUAUCUGGUGCUUUAAAAAGGCACCAACGUAUUCACACUGGAGAGAAACCUUAAAUGUGCCAGGAGGAUGGUGCAGCUUGUAUUCAUUCAGACUAUUAAAAAAAUUAUACCAAAUGUUGUGGAAAAACUAAUGUGUACUGCUGGAUUAAAACUUUAUUAACAAAGGUAUCACUAAGAAGACCUGUGAGGUAAAACAAAAUGAUAUUGUGCAUAUUUGUAAAGUUUUGGCAAACGGUAGGGGGAUUUGCAGCCACUUCUUGUAAAUGUUUAGUAAAGUUAUGAAGUUUAGUCAUAGAAAGACGACCUCCCUCUGAAGAGAAACUGUUCUGCAGCUGUUCUGUAGCAACUGUGAGGUGAUUGUCGCAACAUAUUUGAGUUUGAAUUAAAUAAUACUGUAUAUAACUAUGUACUUUGUUAGUCAUAACAGAGUAAUAAUAAUACUAAUGGUUUAGAUUUAUUUAGUGCUUUAUCAAGGCACCCAAAGUGCUUUACAUUGUGAAUCUGUUAUUCAUUCACACACUGAUGGUGGAAGCCAAGUUGUACAAAUAAAUGAGUUGUUUACAGUA
Melanotaenia boesemani (Boeseman's rainbowfish) is the source of this 1900-nucleotide messenger RNA. RefSeq names its product zinc finger protein 79-like. Gene Ontology annotation, biological process: regulation of transcription by RNA polymerase II. Gene Ontology annotation, cellular component: transcription regulator complex; PcG protein complex. The record is from RefSeq and is a predicted model, not a curated record. Lineage: Eukaryota; Metazoa; Chordata; Actinopteri; Atheriniformes; Melanotaeniidae. Gene Ontology annotation, molecular function: RNA polymerase II cis-regulatory region sequence-specific DNA binding; DNA-binding transcription factor activity, RNA polymerase II-specific.